Myripristis murdjan (pinecone soldierfish) is the source of this 2950-nucleotide messenger RNA. RefSeq names its product glucoside xylosyltransferase 1a (gene gxylt1a). The transcript is spliced from 7 exons. Gene Ontology annotation, molecular function: UDP-xylosyltransferase activity. The record is from RefSeq and is a predicted model, not a curated record. Gene Ontology annotation, biological process: protein O-linked glycosylation via N-acetylgalactosamine. NCBI's taxonomy places the organism in Eukaryota, Metazoa, Chordata, Actinopteri, Holocentriformes, Holocentridae. The coding region runs from base 123 to 1523 and encodes 466 amino acids.
CACCAGCUGCGCUGUCAGUUUACCCCCUGACUUAAGUCAGCUCUGACUUAUCCAUUAGAUUAGGCUGGAAGUUAGAUAGGUCAGCACAAUGAUUCGUUAGCUCCUUUAACUUUUAACACAAAAUGCGAUGCUAUCUUCACGCACUUCUCUUAUGCAUGGUCUUCGCUUUUUUGUCACUACUCUAUGUAUUCAACCAACUAGCCUCCACCUUGGAGGAGCCAGGCGAGUGGACCGUCAGGAAAGCCCACAGGACGGCCGACAGGAACAGUCAUGACACCGGGCACGCUGUCAGGAAAGCCCCGGGAGUGGCAGGCCAUGACAGGUGUAAGUCACUGUCAGUAUCUUACUGGAAUCCAUAUUGGAGACUGCCUGCUGAUGUUUGUGGAGUGAACUGCUUAUUGGAAUCAUCUCUUAGGGAGAGGUCAGGCACUACAUUUAAGGAAAAUCGAGAUGAGAGGAUUCAUCUGGCUGUGGUGGCCUGUGGCCCCAGGCUGGAGGAGACUGUCAACAUGCUGAAGUCUGCUGUUCUGUUCAGCAAAAAGCCUCUGCACUUCCACAUAUUUGCUGAGGAUCAUCUGCAUGACAGCUUUAGAAGUGCUCUGGACUCAUGGCCCAGUUUGGUCCAGGCCAGAUUUAACUUCACCACCUAUCCCAUCACCUUUCCCAGUGAGAAUGCCAAUGAGUGGAAGAAGCUUUUCAAGCCCUGUGCAUCUCAAAGGCUCUUCCUACCAGUAGGUCUAGGCUCAUCCUCCAUGCAUAUGACUAUUCUUGAUGAUAAAUAUGAUAAAUGUGCUCAUAAGGUCUAUGCUGUCUCUGAUUUCCAGCUGAUCCUGAAGAAUGUGGACUCACUUCUCUAUGUUGACACCGACAUACUUUUUCUGCAGCCUGUGGAUGAGAUAUGGGGCUUUUUGUCACAGUUCAAUUCGAGCCACUUAGCUGCCAUGGCUCCGGAGCAUGAGGAGCCACGCAUUGCCUGGUACAAUCGUUUUGCCCGCCACCCUUAUUAUGGCAAGACAGGCAUCAACUCAGGGGUCAUGCUCAUGAACAUGACACGCAUCAGGGAGAAAUAUUUUAAGAAUGACAUGACAGUAGUUCCUCUGCGAUGGGAGGAAAUGCUGAUGCCUCUACUCCAGAAGUAUAAACUCAAUAUCACCUGGGGUGACCAGGACCUCCUCAAUAUCAUAUUUCACCACAACCCAGAAAGCCUAUAUGUAUUCCCCUGCCAGUGGAACUACCGUCCAGAUCACUGCAUCUAUGGCAGCAACUGUAAACAAGCUGAACAAGAAGGUGUGUUCAUACUUCAUGGUAACAGGGGUGUUUACCAUGAUGACAAGCAGCCAGCGUUCCGAGCCGUUUACGAAGCCAUUCAGAAGCACCCAUUUGGCGAGAACAUGGUGAACUCACUGCUUCUGCCUCUGGAAACAGCGCUACAGGCCACAACAAACACCUACUGUGGGAGGGCCAGCCACCUGUUUACCAAGAGGUUACAACAGAGCAUCAAGGAUGCUGCACAGAGAAGAUAAUCCGUAUAUAACACACCAUAACCAUUCCACCGUUAAUGACUAAUGUCUCUCCAGAAAUAGAGACUCAGUUUUAAGACAUUCUUUUAGGGACCAAAAAAAGGUGGGUAACAAACGGCUUUCCGUGAUGAAGACUCGGGCUUGCACUCAUGCCAUCAUCUCUUGAUGGCUAAAUGUCAAGACUGUUAAAGAAAUGGGAAAGUGUCAUCUGUGAAGCAGAUUUUUUUUUUUUUUUUCAAAUCAAAUGAAGCACAGGUUGGUACAUAUCCAUCCAAUGAACACAAAAUCAGGUCACAAAUGCCCUCUCAACAUGAGGGAGAAAUGCACUGAAUCCACUUUGCCCUGCAGAGAUUUUGAACUUCAUAGCUGGCAAUAAGGGUACUCACUCCUGGAAAUCAGGUUGCAUUGUUUUGUUUUGUUUUAUUUUUGUUUUGUUUUGUUUUUGUUUUUUUGUCUCGUAAGAUAUGACAAAUCACUUCCUUAAACUGUCUGAAAUUUUCAGAUAGAAUAAAUAGAAAAUACAGCAGGGUACUUAAAUACUCUAUUUUUAUCAAUAGAGUAUUUUUGAUUUUAGAUAUAUAUUAAUAUAAUUUUACAUGUACUACAGUUUUUAUGUGUUUGCCUCUACAAUAUGUCAUGGAUAUGGACUGCACUUGUUAUAAAGUGCUUGGAUACUAUGCAGGAAUGCUAUUCACACUUUUUUAAUUUAAUAUGGCAAAUGAACUCAUUGAAACUACUUUGGAUUUACAGUCUGAAAAUGUCAGUAUUUAUUAUUGAUGAGCAUUGGUUGGCGGGACGCUCUGUUGAUGUCUAUGAAAAGUUUGUUGUGACUUUGUUUUGGUAAUCUAGUACAGUUGGAAUAGCAGCUUGCCCAAACAAAUAAGAUUUUAUGUUUAAUUUAAUUAUUAUUGGUUUAUCUACAAAGUUGUUAGAGAAUCAUUUGCUGUACAUUGCAGUGAUAUUUAAAUCCUUUUACCAACUUCAUGUGCCAAUAUGAACAUACUUUUGGAUAACAUGAAUGUUAUCAGACUGAGCAAGACAUCAUGAAAUCUGCUUCAUUUUAGGUUCAUCAUAAAGAGAAAAAAUACAUAAAUAAUAAUACACAAUUGACCUUUGAUCAAUCUAAAUCUUAUGUGAUUUACAUGCUAUUGAAAAGCCAGCAUAAAUGUUGCAAUGCAUAUCAAAUGUAUGGAUAAUAAAUAUUUGUAAACAUUCCUAACUUAAGUAGUCCAGCUAUAUUUCAUACAUUUUAAUAUGAUUUCAGCAUUUCCCAAGGUCACAGCAUCUUGAUGAAUUGUGUGUGUCCAUGUUACAAGGUUUAAUUUCUAAGAUGGAGGAGUUUUUCCAAGAUAUUUUAGCUGCAAAUAUAGAUCCAUGAUGGGCAAAUGGUUGUGUUGCUAAAAAUUUAAUUAAAAAAAAAAAAAAAAAAA